Molecule: messenger RNA, 2082 nt
Organism: Parnassius apollo (apollo)
Lineage: Eukaryota; Metazoa; Arthropoda; Insecta; Lepidoptera; Papilionidae
Source: the annotation of a GenBank genome assembly
AUGGCUAUUCGUAACAUAUUUCUAAUAGGACUACGAGAAAAGUGUAAAAAAUUUGGCUCCGGUAUUUACUCAAAUUAUGCAUCUGCUCCAAGAUUUAUAGAAAAUAACAAAUUUAAGUCCAAUGAAUGCAAGACAGAAAAAAAUUUGAAUUGUCUUGAAGAUCCUGACACAUUUGGUACUCUAUCUGGAAAACUUAAAAAUCAAUCUAAUGAUAUAUUUGACGAAGGUGAUUUAAAGGAAGAAAAAUAUCUUCAAAAUCUUCCCCUUCCAUCUCAAAAAUUAACUAUAAGACAAUAUGCAGAUCUAAUAAAGCAAUAUUUAAAACAUAAACGUCUAAAAGAAGCGCUCAAUGUUUUAGAAAUAAGAAUGUUACAAGAAGAUAGAGUUAAACCAGAAAAUUACAUUUACAAUAUUUUGAUUGGUGCGUGUGCAGAUGUAGGUUACACUAAAAAAGCAUUUAGGUUAUAUAAUGAUAUGAAAAGACGAGCACUAACCCCUACUGGCGACACAUACACUUGUUUGUUUGAGGCGUGUAUUAACAGCCCUUGGCCUGCAGAUGGGUUAAAGAAUGCGAAACAUUUAAGGGAUCUAAUGAUUGAAAAAGGAAUAGAACCCAAUCUUACAAACUACAAUGUAAUGAUUAAAGCAUUUGGCCGAUGUGGUGAUCUCAAAACAGCUUUCAAAAUAGUUGAUGAAAUGAUUUCAAAGAAAAUUAAAAUAAGGGUUCACACUUUUAACCAUCUCCUACAUGCAUGUAUUUCUGAUAAAGAAAAUGGCUUACGCUAUGCCCUUUUAGUUUGGAGGAAAAUGUUAACUAUGAAAGAGAAGCCAAAUAUUUACUCUUUCAAUUUAAUGCUUAAAUGUGUCAAAGAUUGUAAUCUAGGGUCUAAAGAUGAUAUACAAAGUUUGAUCAUGUCUAUUCAAGACCAAACCUUAUUAGGUUCAAAUAAAAUUAAAAGAUUACAGAUUGAAUCAAGAGAAACAAAAGAAAAUACUACUAAUUCAGAAGUAGAUCUUGAAAAACUUGAAAAUUUUCAGACAUAUGGUCCAUUAACAUAUGACACAAAGAGCAAAGCCAAUUAUAACUGUAUUUCCAUUAAAGAUGUACAUAAAGGUGUAACUGUUUUAGAGAAUCAAAACAGUAACUCAAUCACAAUUCUUCCAAAAGAAUUUCAAACACAACAAAAUGAUCAGCGAACAAUCCCCAAUUUGUUAUCUAAUGUUUUACAAUUAAAUCAAGUAUUAUCUUUGCAAGAAGUUGACACAUUACAAGAUAAAUUUGCAAUAAUAGGAGGUCAAGAUGAUUUCCUAAGAGAAAUGGAGGCAAAUGCAGUUAAACCUGAUAUCAAAACAUUCACACAGAUGUUACCUUUAAUAGAGGAAACUAGAGAAGCUGAAAAUAAGAUUAUGGAGACUAUGAAAUCAUUGAACAUAAAACCAGAUAUAGAUUUUCUUAACAUGGUCAUAAAAAAAAGAUGCAUACGAAUGGAUUAUGAUGGUGCUUUUCUCAUCAAGGAGUUCAUUGAUAAUGAAAAUAAGAGCUGCGAUAAAAGAUUUAAACGGAGAAAAUCUUUAAAGCCCAAUAUUAUGACAUAUGGAGUUUUAGCUUUGGCUUGUAAAACAAAAGAAAAUGCUGAAAAAAUACUUAAUGAAAUGAAGGAAAAACACCUGAAAGUAAACAUAGAAAUUUUAGGAGCACUUUUGCGACAUGGUACUGUACACAGGCAAUUUGGUUAUGUUCUUUUUAUCAUGGAUGUGGUAAAACAAGAAAAUUUGAGACCAAAUGAAGUUUUUCUUAAACAUUUAGAAGCUUUCCAUGACAAAUGUGUAAAUAACAUUAAGCAACACCAUCAGAAUGAAAACAGUGACACAAGUUUCACUUUUGCAUGUAAGAAUUUUCUGGAUAAAUAUAAAAUCUGGCUGAAAGAUGUACGUGUAACUGAAAUAGAAACAGAACAUCCAUGGAAACAAUUUAUGGAACCUCAACCAGAAACAAUACAAAGGCAACAUUUUGAAAUAAAAGAACCUAAAAAGUUUUACAAAAUAAAUCGUAAAUAUAUUCGUUACACUCCGAAAAUAUGA